UCCUCUCCAACGGGUUUAAGAGUUUGCAGGUGGGUGGAGCUUCUCCGUCUACGUCUACCUACGUGAGACUUACGAAGCAGCAUCGGGUGGGGUUUUUUGUGUGAAAUCGAACCAGGAAAUUCAAAAAGUGUUGAGAGUGAAAAGAAGAGUCUUCGAGAGGAGCAGCGGCUGGAGGAUAUUCGAUUCCUCUUUUCUUGUUUUUGACUCCGUGGGAAUCAGAUCAAAUUAGCCAUGCUUUCUCCAGCAAACUUUGUCCAAGCGUUUUAAUACUGCGCUUCAUUUCGUUCGCAUGAACUUGGAGGGAAAACGUGACGUUUGAAAUCUUAGUGCCUGAGAAAAGCAGCCAUCAUGAUGGACAGUGAUAGUAUGAUGUUUCGCCACAAGCUUCUGGCAAUUGGUGAGAACCUAGGGCAGGAAGAUACGGAGGCUCUUAAAUUUUUCUGCAUUGACUUCAUCCCCUUAAAGAAGUUGGAAACUGUGGAGUCGGCACAGGAUAUUUUCCAGUUCCUCAUGAAUGAAGACUUGUUAAAUGAGGAGGAUUCCUUUAUACUAGCAGAGCUUCUGUACAGAAUUAAGAAUAUCUCCCUGCUCCGGAAACUUGGCUAUACCAAAGAGGAAGUUAAAAACGAUCUGCCUCAGAGAGGGAGGGUGUCUGAAUUCCGACAGAUGCUGUAUGUUUUGUCAGAAGGGUUCACUAAGGAAGAAGUGAAGGAUGUCGUGUUCCUUCUGAGGAACCAUAUUCCAAAGAAGCAAUCCACUACUUCUGUUUUAGAACUACUGACUUCCCUGGAGAAGCAAGAACUUUUGACAGAGACCAACCUCUCUCUGCUGGAAGAUAUCUGUAAUAAAAUAGCACCUGACCUCCUGAAAGUACUGACAAAAUAUAAAGAAAGACAAGAUCCGUGCACUGCUGAAGAACUGGAGCACAUGGGGGAGCAUGCUGGAAGUGUGCACUCAGUUGCUGAAAAUCAAGAUGUAAAAGCAGGAAAUGUGCAAGAACUGAGCUUGCAGCAGCCUGUGGGAAAUGAUGAAUUGAAACCUACUGUGGAGAAAUCAGCUGUCUAUAAAAUGGAUGGGCCACACAGAGGAUAUUGCCUCAUUUUCAAUAAUGUCAAUUUCACAGGGGAUCUCAAAGCAAGGGAAGGAUCUCAAAAAGAUGCCUUGGAACUGGAACGUGUUUUUACAUGGCUUGGAUUUGAUGUGAAAAAGUAUGAUGACAAGGAGUCGAUAGAAAUUGAGGAACUUCUGCAGAAUUGGCAAUCCUGUGAAAGCUGGAAAGACAGUGAUUGCCUUGUAUGCUGCAUUCUGUCUCAUGGCAAAUCUGGAGAAAUUUAUGCAACGGAUGGGCGUCUCAUCCCAAUCCGUGCUAUCACGUCCUACUUCACAGCCAGACAGUGUCCUUUGCUGGCUAAUAAGCCCAAACUCUUUUUUAUCCAGGCAUGUCAAGGUACAAAGAUUCAACAGCCUGUCUAUCUUGAGCCGGACACCCAAGGCCCUGACUCCCUUGCAGCAGAUGCGCAGACUUCAGGAUUUGUUUCUGAACAGCAGAUGCUCUCAAGUAUUCCAGAAGAAGCAGACUUCCUUCUUGGCAUGGCUACCGUGGAUGGUUAUUUUUCUUUCCGUCAUGUACAACAUGGCACAUGGUUCAUUCAGGCUCUCUGUGACAUGCUGCGGGAUCUGGUACCAAGAGGUGAAGAUGUCUUGUCCAUUCUUACAGCAGUCAAUGCAGACGUGAGCAACCGUUCAGACUCUCAUGGGUUAAAGAAGCAGAUGCCACAGCCAGCUUACACCCUCAGGAAGAAACUGAUAUUUCCUGUGCCCAGUGAUCCUUUUCCACUGUUAUAGUAGCUGUAGAAUUUUUGUUGGCCAUCAAUCAUUGUGGAUCAUUGAAGACCACUUGACUAGUGGUUUUGGUUGUAGAAAAAGUAAAGCUAUCUCCGUCUUGGCUUUCAAAUAAUCUUCCCCAUGCUUUGAGCAUACCAGAGAAUUCCACUUAGAAUUUGUGUCUGGAUGGUGAGAGAGAAGCCAUCUCAUCUUCUCUCUGCCUUCCACCAAUGGGAGUGUGGAUUUGUACUUCAGCUGUCCAUGUACCAUAUUGACAUACUCCUAUCUAGUCAUUUCUGCAAAUGGUAGCCUCAACAUAUAAAUACAAGCACCCCAGCCCAAACAACCACUCAGCAUUUUGAGAUAUUUUUUUCCUCCCAGUAAUUUACUUGUAGCCUACUGUAUCUGCCAUUAUGCUUCAAGCCCCACCUGUUAUAUCAUCUAAACAGAGCCUCUGUUGGCAGAGCCAAUCAUACUAGGUACUGUGAACCAGUACAGCAAGAAGAUUGCUUUCAUGUGCUGCUUGGAACUUCCAGAGGUAACUGCUUAAUACUGGACUGAAUGGAUCCUGAUCUGAUUCUAGAAUUGCCACAACAGAAGUAUCAUCAGCUUUUACUUUGAGAGAACUACCUUGGGGGCCAGAUCCCUUUUAACAAUGAUUUAUGUACACGUGUAGUGUAUCAAAGAUGCUUCUUUUCUCACAGCCAUCAUCAUGGCAAGAAAAGUGUCAUCUGUUGAUUUCUAUCUAGCACAGUGCCACUAUCCAUUUAAUAACGUUCAAGGUUGGGGAUGUUAUGAUUUGUUAUUGGACUACAACUACAACUUCCCUUGAUCCUUGUGCAUUGGCCAUGCAGGCUGGAGUCCAACGUAUAUAUUCAUACCAACUGCAGGCAAUUAUUUUAGCAAGUUGUAACUUAGCAUGGUUUUCACAGAAUAUGGAAGUAAAUAGGGAAGAUGAGGCUAGCGCACUCUUGCCCUUUAGAAGUCCUCUCCUUCCCAACCCUUGCAUGUCUGUACAAGAUUAAAAGCUUGGGUUGGUGGAUUUUUAGAAGGCAAAUGGGGCUACCGGUGGCUUGUGCCAGACAAAGAAUUAAAAGGUCUCACAAUAACAAGUUGUGGAAAGACAGUAAAUAGGAAAAGAGCUCAUAUGCAGGUCCUCUAGGAAAUAGGUUAGAGAACAUCUGUCCUGUUCUAUAGGGUUUGGAAAUAAAGUCUGAGCAUUACAAUCAGCAGAAUGAGGGACACAGUGUGAAAAGAAAAUCAAGAUGACAAGUGACAAAAUGCUAAUCUAGGCUGUCUGAUUGAGAAGACCUCAAGAAGGAAAGCGAAGAGACUGUAAAUGCUGGGACAAGAUAGGCAAAGAGGAAAUAGUACUACUGUUCACCUCAGAUCCCUAAAAAGAAGGGAAUUACCUCUACCAGCAAAAAAAUAGAAAACCCCAAUCAAUAUACCUUUAAGGGCUCAUUGUGUGAGUGUCUUACAGACACAAUUAAUAAAAACCCAUUAUUUGUACAGUCGUGUUACAUGAAUAAAUUAAAUUGUUUUGACAUACA
Rhineura floridana is the source of this 3377-nucleotide messenger RNA. RefSeq names its product caspase-10-like. The transcript is spliced from 9 exons. The coding region runs from base 349 to 1845 and encodes 498 amino acids. Gene Ontology annotation, molecular function: cysteine-type endopeptidase activity; protein binding. Gene Ontology annotation, biological process: proteolysis; negative regulation of extrinsic apoptotic signaling pathway via death domain receptors. NCBI's taxonomy places the organism in Eukaryota, Metazoa, Chordata, Lepidosauria, Squamata, Rhineuridae. The record is from RefSeq and is a predicted model, not a curated record.